Messenger RNA from Alternaria incomplexa, 219 nucleotides. RefSeq lists its product as uncharacterized. The coding region runs from base 1 to 219 and encodes 72 amino acids. Lineage: Eukaryota; Fungi; Ascomycota; Dothideomycetes; Pleosporales; Pleosporaceae. The transcript is spliced from 2 exons. The record is from RefSeq and is a predicted model, not a curated record.
AUGCUCUGUAGACCCGCCAGCACGUACUGGGAGAUCUUCAAGUACAUCAACACGGCGAAGUGCCUUAAUAUCAAGGCGAUCUACUACUUCCACUCGGCACAAAACACAUUCAGCGACUUCGUCAUCUUCCUAUGGCCCGCGAGAAACCUUUUGAACGUCCAAGUAUCGCUCCGUCAGCGCGUAACUUUGACGAGCAUGUUUUCGCUUGGUGUCAUGUAG